Messenger RNA from Chelonus insularis, 3484 nucleotides. RefSeq names its product zinc finger FYVE domain-containing protein 1-like. Gene Ontology annotation, cellular component: lipid droplet. The record is from RefSeq and is a predicted model, not a curated record. The transcript has 5 exons. Gene Ontology annotation, molecular function: 1-phosphatidylinositol binding; metal ion binding; phosphatidylinositol-3-phosphate binding. The coding region runs from base 824 to 2908 and encodes 694 amino acids. NCBI's taxonomy places the organism in Eukaryota, Metazoa, Arthropoda, Insecta, Hymenoptera, Braconidae. Gene Ontology annotation, biological process: lipid droplet formation.
UCGUGAUAUAAGCCCAAUACAUAAGUAAUAGAAAGAGAUCUCCACUGUUGCAGUUCAUGUAAUCUCUCAUUACAAAAGUGUAUUUUUCAUCAAAUGACUCAUUUAAAAUUAUUAUAACCGCAGUUAUCUACAAUUGGGAAUCGUUUUUUGAAGCACCUUGAAAUAUCACAAUUACCUUCAAUUAAUUAUACAAAUUUGAAGCCAAUGAUUAAUAUAGAGUAUGUGUGAAAGAAUCAGUUAAUUUUUAAUUAUUUUAUCUCAUUAGUUAUUUACAUUGAAUCUGUGAAAUCCAAAAAAAAAAAAUACAGUUUACAAACAUUUUUCUCCCUGGCGCCACCUAAGUUUUAUUCCUUUAAUAAAGCUCUGUGACAGUCCAGUUUUGUGCGCAGUUGAUUUUUAAAGUAAUGUCGCAAUAAAAGUGUGUAACUGUGUAUUUAGAGGUGUUUAGGUCAGUUUCACAGAGAUAAUACAUACAACAAGUGAUACAAGUAUUACUUAAUAAUAAUAAAUUCACUAUAUUAGCGCAAAAUUAUCUUGAAAUUCCACAGUGCAAUGUAUUGUUACUGAUCCACUGCCAGAAUAAAAUACCUUUAAUGUUCUGAUGAAAUACGUCAUUUUGUUGACGAAAAUCAUAACAAAAACUUGCAUUGAUGUAAAUAUGAAUUUUAGCUAAAAUUUGACUCUUUAAAGUAAAAUAAAAUAAUUAAGUGUUCAUGGUUAUUUAUUGUUGCUGAUUCUAUCAAAUCAUUAAGGAUUUACUAGUAAAGACAAAGAAAAAUUAAUAUAAAAAUUAUCUUCCAACUUUUCAAAUAAAUAACUGAAAAUGAGCACCUUAGAGCAAUAUUCCCGUGAUUCAUCCCUUUGGAAAGGAUAUAAAUCAGAUCCAAACAGCCCUGCUAUUAUGCAAAGUCUCGAUAGUUUAACAACAAGUAAUAAAGAUAUGUACAGUUCACCUUUUGGGCCUCCAUCAAACUAUGGAAACUUAUCCAUUAAUGGAAUAUCUUCUUUAAAUGAAACUAUAAAGCAAAAUUCUACUAUUUCUACUGAAGUAUCUCAUAGUUUUUUAUUAAUUGAUGGUCAGGAAUAUUUAAAAGUUACUAAUGUUGAACAGUUUAUUGAAAAAUUGGGAUGUAAUGAUAAAAACUUGAAGGUCAAAGUUGUUUCCAUUUUCGGAAAUACUGGAGAUGGAAAAAGUCAUACAUUAAACCAGACUUUUUUCAAUGGACGAGAAGUAUUUAAAACUUCAAGUGAACAAAGCUCUUGUACUCUAGGAGUAUGGGCAUCUUUUGAUCCAAGACUUGGAAUCAUCUGUUUGGAUACUGAAGGAUUACUUGGAGUCACGAUUCAUGAAAAUGAACGAACUAGGUUACUUUUGAAGGUCUUGGCGGUUUCUGACAUUGUCAUUUAUCGCACCCGAUCUGAAAGACUUCACAAAGACUUAUUUACAUUCCUUGGUGCAGCUUCCCGAGCUUAUAGUCUGCAUUUUCAAAAUGCAUUGCAAGCGCUCAGCAGGAGAGAGGGUGCAUCAAGUACUUCUUGUACACUUGGUCCCAGUGUUAUUGUGUUCCACGAGACUCGACAUACUCGGCCAUUAAUAAACAACACAUCAGAAAGUGCUGAAGACAUUCUACGAAAUCGUUUUACCCAAAUGAGGCUAGAAAUUGAUGCAUUCAGCUCGAUAAAAUAUGUAGGAGUCCAAACUUCAAGCCCACCGACCAAUUACAUUCCUCUUCGUAUUGCCAUUCAAAAUGAAUUGGAUAAUACAACUGUUAGAUCCGCUAGAAAACCUCAUCACGUUUAUGAUACACUUAAAACUCUAAAUGACAAAUUUUCUGGUGAAAUAGAAAGCGAUUCUAAUGUUUUAUUUUCCGAUCAGUAUUUUACUUGUCCUGUCAAGUGUAGAAGUUGUGACAGUAGAUGUCGAAAUAGCAUGGGUCAUCUGCGGGAAGGUAUUCCUCAUCAUACUGAUUCCAGAUGCCGAUAUCAACAUCAGUAUGAAAAUCUCGUUUAUAUUUGCAAAAAAUGCCAUGCAAAUGGUAGUGAAACGAUUGUUUCAAGCCGAACAUUACCUCAAAAUGAUAACAGUUGGUACGGACUUGCUAAAUAUGCAUGGUCUGGAUAUGUCAUCGAGUGUCCAAGAUGUGGAGAAAUUUAUAGAAGUCGACAGUAUUGGUAUGGAAAUAAGAGUCCUGAAGAUGCUGCUGUUCGAACAGAGAUUACUCAUGUUUGGAAUAUUCCGAAUACCGGGCUAUCGAACCAAAACGCUGCACAGAAAAUCAUUGACGGAGUGUCCUAUAUAACAGAAGCUGUAGCAAAUGUAUCUAUCCAACCGACAAAGGCUAUAACUGCUUGGGUAGCUGAUCAAGUAGCGCCCACUUAUUGGCGUCCCAAUAAUGAAAUUAAGCAUUGUCAUCAAUGCAAGAAAUUAUUUGAUAUUAGUGAUACAAAACACCACUGCCGUGCCUGUGGAGAAGGCUUCUGUGCUAAAUGCUCUUCAAAUACUAAACCUGUACCUUCUAGAAAUUGGUUUACUCCGGUUAGAGUCUGUGAUGAUUGUUAUGAUAAAGAUCCUAAUUCUAAUGAAGUAAUGAUAAAUCCUUCUGAAGAUGUUAGCGUUCGAAAAGUUAGUGAGCAGGUUGUUUCAACGUUAAGUGCUGUUGGAACUGUUCUAACAUAUUCUAAAUCUUUAAUCAAGGAUUCUGUCAGACCAUCAUAUUGGGUACCUGAUUCAGAACUAAUUAAUUGUUGUGUUUGCAAAAAAAAAUUUUCAGAUACUUUGCCUUUUCAUCAUUGUAGAAAUUGCGGACGUGGAGUUUGUCAGGGAUGCUCAGAGCAUCGAAAACCGGUACCAAAACGAGGUUGGGAGAACUCCGUUCGUGUUUGUGAUUCCUGCGUGAAACUUGAUUAAAUAAAAUUAAUUAAUCUACAGUUCUAUUAUUAACUUAUUCAAAUUAAGGAAAAGAAUGUUUCUAAAAAGUAUAAGUCAAUUUUCAUCGUUUUUGUGAAAAUAAGAAUUUUAUAGAAAUAUCGUAAUUAGAAUAAUUGAUUGUAAAAAAAUUUUUUUUUUUUUGGAAACAGAGUUUCAUUAGCUCAAAACUAAAAUUAAUUGAAAAAAUGGGCAGUGCCAUAAUCAGGAUUUAUUUUUAUAUAAAAUCACCUAGGAACAAUAAAAAAACCCUUUUCGAAUGUUUCUAUUGGUUUUUUGUUAAAAAUAACUCAAUAUGCAGUAUAUAUAUAUUCUAUAUUCUAUAAUUAUUAAUAAUAAGGGAAUAAUAAAUUGACGUAAUAAUCUCCUUACUACAGUAAAGACUCUUUAUUCUUUUAUAAAUAAAUACGAUCAAGAAAACACUCGGCUGUGAAUUAACUAUCGAAUGCGCAUUUUCAAUAAAACUGAAUGUAAUUUCAUUAAAUAAACACAAACAUAGGCAUAAACAAAAUAAAAAUAAAUUCAAGUUACAUUCCGUUCUCUAUAUAUUUUAUUUGU